AUGGACAAGCUCAUCAACAAGGCGUCAGAGUACCUGAACAAGGACGACGACAAGCCCCAGCAGGGCCACGGCCACGAGGCUCACGGCGGCAACUAUCCCGCCGGGUUCGCCGACGACGACGAUGACGAUUACCGUCAGGCCGCCCACCAGGCCUCCCGCCGCGCCGGGUCCAGCGGGGACUCGGACCUCUUCUCGACCGUCCUCGGGGCGUUGACGCAGAAGAAGAACCAGCUCCAGGAUGAGGAUAUCGACGAGGACCACGCCGUGAACAAGCACAAGAAAUUCUUCGGCGACGACGAGGACGACGAGAAGGCCGACGACAAGGGCCUCGGCGCCGCGGCCGCCAUGCAGGCGCUCAAGAUGUUCUCGAGCGGCGACACGGGCGGGCAGAAGCAGAGCCAGGGCGGGUUCAUGGGUCUCGCCAUGGCGGAGGCCAGUCGCCUCUUCGACCAGCGCCAGUCACAAGGCAAGGUCGCCGACGGCACCAGCAAGGAGUCGGCCAUCCAGCAGGCGGGCGAGAUGGCGCUCAAGAUGUACAUGAAGAGCCAGGGCCAGCAGCAGGGCGGCUUCAUGGGUCUCGCGUCCAAGUUUCUGAAGUAG
Messenger RNA from Colletotrichum karsti, 600 nucleotides. RefSeq lists its product as uncharacterized. Lineage: Eukaryota; Fungi; Ascomycota; Sordariomycetes; Glomerellales; Glomerellaceae. The transcript has 4 exons. The record is from RefSeq and is a predicted model, not a curated record. Bases 1 to 600 code for a protein of 199 amino acids.